GCCCCGCGUAUUUCCCCCGAAGAUCCUGUUCCCGACCUUGACCUUGACAUGUAUGAACCUUCCCCGGUCGAAGAACAGUUUCCCGAAAUUGUCGGUCCUGACGCUGGUAGUGCUCCAUCCGCAGCGGCUGGCGAGCCCUUCGAUAACCCCGCACAGGAGCCACUUCCCAGCGACUCUGCGUUAUGCUGCGAAAUUGCUCUUGAUAUUUUCGAUGUUGAUCUCGACUCUCAAGGAAGUGGCCUCUGGAAAGCCCUGGAGGAGUGCGCUGUUGUGGCUGCCCGCCCGGGGCAAAAGAGACGUGUCGAGGUUAGCUUCCGGAAGCUCGGCCCCGAGGACCGUGAAAAGUUCAAGGGAGCUAUGAAGAAGGAAUGGCAAAGCUGGUUAGAAAACAAGGUCACCACGAUCGCUAAGGGUAAGGGGGUGCCGAAGUCUAGGAUAAUUGGUUCGAGGUGGGUUCUAACCUGGAAGAAAUCCUCGGAUCCGGACGACCGCACCCUUUCAGCCAAGGCACGUCUGGUCCUAGUCGGGUUUCAAGACCCCGAUCUGGGACGCAUCGCCACCGAUUCCCCAACCCUCCGGAAAGAGAGUAAGCAUGUCAUCUUGAGCAUUUGUGCUAGUAAGGGUUGGGUGAUCUGGGGUGCUGACAUCAAGACUGCUUUUCUGUCGGGUGAUAAUUCUGAUAGACAGCUGUAUUUUCGACCGCCCCCUGAAGUUCGAGAGCUGAUGAAUCUUAGCGAUGAUGAUGUUCUCCGGCUGAACAAAGCAGCUUAUGGGUUGGCCGAGGCACCCCGUGCCUGGUUCCUCCGACUCACUCGUGAGCUUGUUGCUGUCGGACUAGCCGUGAGCCAGCUUGAUCCUUGCGUCUUCUGUCUCAGGAACAGAGACACCAAUGAAUUGCUAGGCAUCUGUGGUGUGCAUGUAGACGACCUGCUAGGCGGAGGUACGUCUGUGAUGGAUCAAUGCCUCACCCGGCUGAAGAUCAAGCUGCCUUUUGGUGAGUUUCGCCAGCGAACUAUCAAGUAUACAGGAGCCGAAAUCAGACAGCACCCCGAUUUCAGCAUUGAGGUUACUCAGGAGGCCUAUGUAGAUAAGCUUGAAGAAGUUUGCACUAAACCUUUUGGAAAGGCUUCUGAUUUCCUCAACGAACCUACCUUGAUGCGUGCAUGCUGCGGUCAGCUGGCUUGGGUCGCUAACCACAGUCGCCCGGAUCAGACUUUUCUUGCUUCAUAUCUUCAGGGUAUCCAGGAUAAAGCCCUAGUGUCCCACCUCGAUCUGUACAACAAGGCCGUGAGGGAGAUGAAAGCGAGGAAGGUCAGUCUCCGUUUUCCGUCCGUCCCCGUUGAUCGGUGGCGCCUGCUUGCCAUCACCGAUGCAGGAUGGGGUGUUCGAGCCAACGGGGAAUCUCAGGGUGGUUUACUUCUGUGUUUGUGUGAUAAGGAUGUUCUUGAGCAGAAACCCGGCAAAACCUGGGUCAUAGAAUGGAGUUCUAAGAAGCUUCGCCGUGUGGUUCGCAGCUCCACAGCUGCAGAGACUCUUGCAGCCCAGAACGGCCUGGACUCGAUUGAGUUUGCGCAAGCUUUUCUCCAGGAAGUGCUUGUCGGGAUGAGCCCGCGCCAGUUCCAGCAGUGGGUUCCGGAGACACAAUCGGGUUUAGUGAUCGAUAGCAAGUCCUUGUACGAUGCCCUCACUAGGUCAGCCUGCAGCAGUGCUCUUGCCAUGGAAAAACGGUUGGCCAUUGACUAUGCAAUUGCUAGGGCUUGUCUCGCUGAGCGCAACGUCCUUCCCUUCUGGACGAAUAAUCUUCAGAUGAUCUCCGACUGCCUGACGAAGCUCCGGGGAAAUAAAGAGAUCCUCUACAAGGUCCUUGACACCUGUAUGUUCCAUGUGAGACCCAGCAAGGAGUCCGGACGAAAGGAAGCCGCUCGCAAGAAGGCUUCUCUCAGAGACAUGGCAGCCCGGAGCUUGAAGCAACAGCGCUCCCAGCGCGAGCCCGUCGCCGAGGACGAGCUCAAGGCCUUUGUGUCUCGAGUGAUCGACAACAGUCAGCUCGAUGUGCUUCUGGCUGAGAUCGAAGAGCAAAGACCAGACAAGAUGAGCCGGAGGAGCAACCCUCCUUCGGAGUGUGGAACCCCGGAGUUCCUGAUGGUGUCCAGCCUACCGAGCCCGGAAGCAGACCGGAGCCCGGCUGAUCGGCCACGGGGACCUCCUCCACCUCAGCCGGUCCACUAUGUGCCCCACGAGAAGCGCAAUGGACCUCCGCCACCUCGUCCGGUGUACUAUGUCAGCGAGGAGCCACCGCGUGGAUCCGCCGGCUACGGACACCGCAGCCAGCCAGCCCCGAACUCGCCGGCUACCUCAAACCUCUUCUCGCCCUCAGACACCGAGUCGAGCAGCACCUCCCAGGCGGAACGGCGGCAGCAGAACCAGCCGGACCAAUAUGUGCUACCCCUCCGUACCAACAAGCCUCUUCCUCAUGGAGUACAAGAUGUGGCUACGUGGGGACGUUCCCUACUGGUGUUGCCGAAGUAUGCUGAGAAGAAAUGGUCCUACCGCCAGUUGCUCGAGCAUGCCUGGAACGACCGCGAGAUCCUCUCCUACCUACGCUGGAUCCGCAGCUCCUACUACCAGGAGGCGAGCAAUCCGGUGGCCGGCAAGGCCUCGGACCUGGCAGCGUUCCUGAUCGCCGUCGAUUACCCGGCCCUGGAGCGCCUCGGCAAGGUCGGUCCCCGCCGCGUUCUGACAGCUGAUUGA
Messenger RNA from Symbiodinium sp. CCMP2456, 2751 nucleotides. The record is from the annotation of a GenBank genome assembly. NCBI's taxonomy places the organism in Eukaryota, Dinophyceae, Suessiales, Symbiodiniaceae.